GUUGAUAACAUGCCGAUGAUAACACUUCGGGCAUGGUGAUGCGCUCGAAUAUUGUGAAUAAAAAAGCAUUCUCCUGCGCCGAUCGCUGAAAACACUCACUAAUAUUGGUCUGUUAAAGCUUGUGGGCCGUAGUCGGUCGCUUAUUUCGGAUAAUGAAGGUAAUAUUUAGAGUGUUUAAGUCAUGUCGGUUGAAAUUAUGGAAAGAGUGCGUGGUCAAUUCGUCCGUACACCGUACGAGUUGUCGGAGUUAUUCCACCAAUGAAGAUGAACAAGUCGUAAUGCCUCUCAAAUAUCAAAAUAUACCAAGCGAGAAUAUUCGCAAUUUCAGUAUAAUAGCUCACGUGGACCAUGGUAAGAGUACGUUAGCUGAUCGGUUAUUGGAGAUGACGAAAACCGUCUGCAUUGAGGAGGGCAAAGCACAAGUUCUAGAUAGGUUACAAGUAGAAAAAGAAAGAGGCAUAACAGUUAAAGCUCAGACUGCUUCAUUAUUUUAUAAAAGUAAAACAGAUAAUCAAAUAUACUUGUUAAAUUUAAUUGAUACUCCUGGUCAUGUUGAUUUUUCCAAUGAAGUAUCAAGAUCAUUAUCAGCAUGUCAAGGUGUUAUACUUUUAGUUGAUGCUAACCAAGGUGUUCAAGCUCAAACUGUAGCUAAUUUUUAUUUAGCAUUUUGUAAAGAUCUUGUUAUUGUACCUGUGUUAAAUAAGGUAGAUUUAAAAAAUGCCAAUCCAGAGAAAGUUGAAGAACAAUUGGAAGGGUUGUUUGAUAUUGAUGCUAAAACAGUAUUGAGGAUAUCUGCAAAACAAGGAACUGGAGUAGAAAAUUUAUUAGAAUCUAUUGUUACACGAUUACCACAUCCAAUAACUAAUCGCCAAGCACCGCUCAAAGCUCUGAUAUUUGAUAGUUGGUUUGAUAAAUAUCGAGGAGCUGUAGUGUUAAUUUAUGUUCAAGAUGGAUGUGUAAAAGAAGGCGAUAUAAUUACAACAGCAUAUUCUCAAACAUCUUAUACUGUUAAAAAUGUUGGUAUUCUAAGACCAACAGAAUUUAAUACAGGAACAUUAGUUGGCGGACAAGUAGGAUUUCUUACAUGUAACAUAAGAUCAGCAAAAGAAGCCCACAUUGGAGAUACUAUUUAUUUGAAAGAUGAACCUGUUGAACCAUUUCCUGGAUUUAAACCAGCUCAACCAAUGGUAUUUGCUGGAUUAUUUCCUUUGGAUCAAUCAUUACACUUGGAGAUGAAAAAUGCUUUGGAACGAUUAACUCUCAAUGAUUCUGCUGUAAGCAUUACUACAGAGUCUAGCCCAGCUCUAGGUCUUGGUUGGAGAUUGGGAUUUCUUGGUCUCUUGCACUUAGAUGUAUUUAAUCAGAGAUUAGAUCAAGAAUACAAUGCUCAAGCUAUUAUGACAGCACCUAGUGUAACAUAUAAAGCUAAAAUAACAUCAAAACAAUUAAUCACAAAGUAUGGUUCUAAUGAAUUCUACUUUUCGAAUCCAAUGGAUUUCCCUGAUGCAACAAUUACUGAAGCACUCUACGAACCAUUCAUUCUUGGAACUAUUAUAACCCCCGAUGAAUAUUUGGGAGAUGUCUUGUCUUUAUGCAUGGAAAAAAGAGGUGUACAAAAAUCAUCAAUUAAUAUUGAUAACACUAGAGUAAUGAUACAGUGCUAUUUUCCAUUAAAUGAGAUUGUCAUAGAUUUUCAUGAUACACUGAAAUCAAUUACAUCAGGUUUUGGUAGUUUUAGUUAUGAAGAUCAUGGAUAUGAACUUUCAAAUCUAGUCAAAUUGGAUAUUUUGCUAAAUGGGAAUGUUAUUGAAGAACUUGGAACUAUAGUACAUGCAAGUAAAGCUGUAAAUCUUGGUCGUAAAAUGGUAUUGAAAUUAUUAGAUAUGAUUCCUAGACAAAUGUUUCAGAUUGCAAUUCAAGCUUCAGUCAAAGGAAAAAUAAUUGCAAGAGAAAAUUUAAAACCUUAUCGCAAAGAUGUAACAUCAAAACUUUGUGGAAAACGUGGAGGUGAUAUUACUAGAAAAAUGAAACUCUUAAAGCAACAAUCAGAUGCUAAAAAAAAAAUGAAAAUGGUUGGAAACAUUGAAAUUCCUCGGGAUACAUUUAUAAAUGUUCUCAAACGAUGAUAAUUUACUA
Molecule: messenger RNA, 2136 nt
Organism: Sipha flava (yellow sugarcane aphid)
Lineage: Eukaryota; Metazoa; Arthropoda; Insecta; Hemiptera; Aphididae
Gene: waw
Product: translation factor GUF1 homolog, mitochondrial
Exons: 10
Coding region: 153-2126 (657 amino acids)
Biological process (GO): positive regulation of translation
Cellular component (GO): mitochondrion
Molecular function (GO): GTP binding; GTPase activity; mitochondrial ribosome binding
Source: RefSeq, a predicted model, not a curated record